UUUCUCCUCGCCCCUGAAAUUAGCCGCUUUUAUGUUCUUUAAUUUCAAAUAAAGUCAGAAUUUAUUUAUCCUUUUGAUUUUUUUUUUUUAAAGCGAUUAAUUUCAUAGUGAGGAAAACCUUUGUUAAAAUUCGAGUAGAGUUUGUCGUCCCCCUCGGCCGCCCCCACGUGUGCCCACGUGAUACGUGAUCGAUACUGCAAAUAUGGCGGCAUAUUUACGCCGGGCUGUCAAUUGAAGGCUCGCUCUGGAGAUGAGUUUUAAGAGGAUUGUCUAAAUAUCUCUGUAUUGUGCGUGGAAUUGAAUUCUAACGUGCGAUGAUAUCAACGAGGUACGUAUCGUUCCUCUCGGGAAUAGUGAUAGCCUCCUUAACAUGGGCGUUCAGCCUUUACCUGUACUCAAGACUGUCGCAAAAUGCCAAUAUCGCCGCCAGCCCCACGAUGUUCGCCCCUGCUGUUUCCCGUCGCGGCGAGAGCGUCGACAGGGAGAUUAUGCUGCGCGACAAUGUCAUCGUUGCGCGCGACGAGAAGCAAGUCUUAAUCGGUAGGGAAACCUACAACCUGAAGGGCAACAAGAUUCUCAGGAACAACGAUCUGCUCUUGCAUGCUGCUCCCGUGAAGCCUGCCGUCACGCAGGAUCAAGAUUUGGACGAACUGGGCAUGGUAAAGAAUUUGGAUGAUCAACGGAAGAGAGACGAGGGCUACAGAGACUACGCCUUCAAUGUUCUGAUAUCCGACAACCUUGGCGUGCAAAGGAAUAUACCGGACACGAGGCACAAGCUGUGCAAGGCUCAGCGAUAUCCCGUCAAUCUGCCGAACGCCAGUAUAGUCAUCUGCUUUUACAACGAGCACUACAUGACUCUGCUGCGAUCCCUGCACUCCGUACUCGAGAAAACGCCGGCGGCGCUUCUGCACGAGAUUAUUCUGGUGAACGAUUACAGCGACAGCGAGGCGUUGCACGAGAGGAUAAAAGUGUAUAUUAGAAACAAUUUCGACGACAGAGUACGAUUGUUCAAGACCGAGAGACGAGAGGGUUUGAUCCGGGCGCGGGUGUUCGGCGCUAAGAAAGCGACCGGCAAAGUUUUGAUCUUCCUGGACAGUCAUAUCGAAGUAAACGAAAUGUGGAUAGAACCGCUUCUUUCGAGGAUCGCCUAUUCGAAAAAUAUCGUACCGAUGCCGGUGAUCGAUAUUAUAAACGCAGACACGUUUCAGUACACCGGUAGUCCAUUGGUGAGAGGUGGCUUUAAUUGGGGUCUUCACUUUAAAUGGGACAAUUUACCAGUUGGAACGUUGAAGCAUGACGAAGAUUUUGUUAAGCCCAUCAAAUCACCCACCAUGGCUGGAGGAUUGUUUGCUAUCGAUAGAGAAUAUUUUACAAAAAUGGGAGAAUAUGACAUUGGGAUGGACGUUUGGGGCGGAGAGAAUCUUGAAAUAUCAUUCCGAAUAUGGAUGUGCGGUGGCAGUAUCGAGCUUAUUCCUUGCUCACGCGUCGGUCACGUAUUCAGAAGACGACGGCCAUACGGCUCGGACGACCCACAAGACACUAUGCUGAAGAACUCCUUGCGAGUCGCGCACGUAUGGAUGGACGAAUACAAAGAUUACUUUCUAAGGAAUACUAAGACAAUUGAUUAUGGCGAUGUCUCGGAGCGAUUGGCGUUGCGCCAGAGAUUAAAGUGCAAGACAUUCGGCUGGUACUUGAAGGUGGUUUACCCUGAAUUGACGCUGCCGGACGAUACGGAGAGGCGGCUGAAGGACAAAUGGGCGAAACUCGAUCAGAGACCGAUGCAACCGUGGCAUUCGAGGAAGAGGAAUUACACCGAUCAGUAUCAAAUCAGACUCGUGAACACCGCGCUCUGCGUCCAGAGUGAAAAGGACAUCAAGACUAAAGGCUCGAAACUCAUCUUGAUGCCGUGUUUGAGAAUUAAAUCACAGAUGUGGUACGAGACCGAUAAGAAUGAACUAGUGCUUGGCCAGAUGCUCUGCAUGGACGGAGCUGAGAAGAUUCCAAAGCUUGGAAAGUGUCAUGAGAUGGGUGGGAGCCAAGAUUGGCGGCACAAGCGCAUGAAUGGUACACCUAUCUACAACAUGGCAACGGGCACCUGCUUAGGAGCGACGCGCGAUGUAAGAAAUACCCCACUCGUCAUGGAGUUAUGCACGAGACCGAACGCCUCGCUGAUAACGUGGGAUCUCGUCCGGUCGAAGAUCCCGGCCAAAGAAGUCAGAUGACAUAGGAAGAAAGGUCGUAAAAAUAGGAAAAAGAAUUCCGAAGACUGGCUCGGCAGGAAAUGGUAGACUCUUCGAUAAAUUACGUAUUGCUCUCGAAAGAAUGAUUGCAACUAGAAGUAGAAUACUUUAUACAUGCGUCGAACUUUCGAACAAUUUUGCCAGAGAAUAAUGAGAUUAAAUUAAUUUAAACAGAGCUUUAAAAACAAUUGAAAGUAUCGUAAGUCGUAACUGUAUAGGAAAGGCUAUUGUAAAAAAAAUUUCUUAAUUUGUUGGAUCUGUGUAUAUACAAAUAUUAACUUUUUAUACUUUUCUCAUUUUGUACAGGUAAAAAUGUGCAUAAGUUUCUUAUUUAAAUUUGACAAAGGUUUUUAUAUAACUUUUAUUUAAGUUAUAACAAUGCUCUCUGUAUUAUAUUUUUGCAUAAUAUCGUAAGAACAAUUAAGGCCUAUUGGCAAAUACGUAGAGAUUCUAGUGGAGCCAUUAUUUAUAAAAAUGUAUUUGUAUAUAAUAUUUACAUUAAAAUUGAAAAUGCAACCGAAA
Molecule: messenger RNA, 2762 nt
Organism: Wasmannia auropunctata (little fire ant)
Lineage: Eukaryota; Metazoa; Arthropoda; Insecta; Hymenoptera; Formicidae
Gene: Pgant35A
Product: polypeptide N-acetylgalactosaminyltransferase 35A
Exons: 7
Coding region: 315-2222 (635 amino acids)
Biological process (GO): regulation of Notch signaling pathway
Cellular component (GO): Golgi apparatus
Molecular function (GO): Notch binding
Source: RefSeq, a predicted model, not a curated record